This is a messenger RNA of Scatophagus argus, 1606 nucleotides long. RefSeq names its product trace amine-associated receptor 4-like. Gene Ontology annotation, molecular function: trace-amine receptor activity. The transcript has a single exon. Gene Ontology annotation, biological process: G protein-coupled receptor signaling pathway. The record is from RefSeq and is a predicted model, not a curated record. NCBI's taxonomy places the organism in Eukaryota, Metazoa, Chordata, Actinopteri, Scatophagidae. Bases 667 to 1515 code for a protein of 282 amino acids. Gene Ontology annotation, cellular component: membrane.
GCCACGGGAUGUGACCAAAUGUCAGUAUUUGAAAAUGUGGAAAUGAGAACGAUGUGAAACUGAACUUGUCAGUGCACUCUGCUGGACAAAUUAUGUAAUGGAGAGAAUUUCAAAAUUACCUGAAACCUAUUUUUCUAUAAUUCAUUUUGUUGUCAUGUUAUUGGCUAACAUACCGUAUACCCAAGUGCUGAUAUCUGUGCUGUGCUCAGGAUUUCUUGGUAGAGCUCUGUUACUGAUGUAUCUAUUUAAGUGUGUAUGUCAGGAAGCUUUAGUCAGACAGCUGCCAGAAUGCAGCAGCUUCUUCCUCCACUCUCAGGUGAUGGCACAGGGGGGAGUUGAACUCUGCUUCCCACAACUGCUCAACUCUUCCUGCACAAAACCGGAGCCUCCUCGCUUUGACACUGUACUUCUUUACAUUCUACUGUUCUCCAUCUCCCUUCUCACUGCUGCUCUCAACCUUCUGGUCAUCAUCUCUAUUUCCCAUUUCAGGCAUGUGUCAUUCACAGCAUACAAUAAAAUGUUGUCAUAUUUUCUUCAGAUUUCUAGGAAGAAGUGGAUCUGGACUGUGUAAGCCCAGAUAUCAUCACAUACUUGCUAUUCUGGUCUACUAUUUUGAUAUAUUGGGGUUUUUAUCAUUAUUGCUUUUUGCACACUUUGAUAAUAUGGAUGAUAGUUUUCACAAUGAUGAUAUUCUCUGGUGACAGGUGUCUCCACACACCCACCAACUUCCUGCUCCUCUCUCUGGCUGUCUCAGAUUUUCUUGUGGGCUCUCUGCUGAUACCAGUUGAAAUACUCCUGACAGAGACCUGCUGGAUCCUGGAUGACCUCAUGUGUGUGCUAUAUUAUCUGUUGCCAGUCAUCAUAAUCUCUGCCUCCGUGGGAAACAUGGUACUCAUUUCUGUUGACCGCUAUGUGGCCAUUUGUGACCCUUUGCAUUAUUCCAUCAAAGUCACUCAAAAGGUUGCUGCAUUAUGUAUUUUCCUGUGUUGGAUUUGUUCUGUUUUCUAUAGCAUUAUCCUUUUAUAUGAUAACCUGAAACAACCAGGCAAGUAUAAAUCCUGCAACGGUGAAUGUGUUGUCAACAUUACAGGAGCUGUUGAUCUUGUUGUUGGCUUCAUUAUUCCCAUUUCUGUUAUCAUACUUCUGUAUAUGAGAGUGUUUGUGGUGGCUGUGUCUCAAGCUCGUGCCACGAAAUUAAGCAUUGCAACUGUCUCACUCAAGCAUUCAAAAACUAUGAAAGUUGAGAAAUCUGAGUUAAAAGCUGCCAGGACACUGGGUAUUCUUAUUAUUGUGUUUCUGAUGUGUUACUCCCCAUAUUACUGUGUCUCUCUCACAGGCCAUGACAUCCUCAUCGGUUCUUCAGCUGAGGCAUUUGUGAUUUUCCUUAUGUAUUUUAAUUCUUGCCUUAACCCCCUCAUCUAUGCUCUUUUCUAUCCCUGGUUUAAAAAAGCUAUUAGACUUGUUGUCACAUUACAGAUACUACAGUCUGACUCCCAUGAGGCCAACAUACUAUAAAGAGACACUGUGGCAUACAUGUAUCUAUAUUAAUCUAUAAUUUCAAAACAGUUUUUUAGUUUUCAGCAGCUGAAAAUAAUCAUCUGAACCA